Molecule: messenger RNA, 1282 nt
Organism: Octodon degus (degu)
Lineage: Eukaryota; Metazoa; Chordata; Mammalia; Rodentia; Octodontidae
Gene: Rdm1
Product: RAD52 motif containing 1
Exons: 5
Coding region: 43-921 (292 amino acids)
Cellular component (GO): nucleolus
Molecular function (GO): RNA binding
Source: RefSeq, a predicted model, not a curated record
CUGUACCGUGUGCCCGGGUGCCCCGAGGCUCGGCGGGCUGGGAUGGCUGAGCUGAUUCCGUUUGCGGUUCCCAGCGGGAGUGACAAGACCUUGCUGGUGUGGAAUUUGAGCUCUGGACCCACUGCCGAGGCCUUGCAUCGGUCUCUGUCCACAGCGCUGUCCCGCUUCGGCCUCCUGCACUCGGUCCGCGUUCUCCCCAAUGCGGCGGUGGCCGGGCCCGGUUUCUACGCCGUCGUCAAAUUUUACUCGGCCAGAGAUGCCCGAAGAGCUCAGAAGGCCUGCGACGGGAGCCCGCUGGUCCAGAGCACCCCGGUGAAGGUUCAUCUUGGGAGCAGACACAAGGCAGCUGGACAUCAGACCCUUCCCCUGAACAGUUCACGAUGCCAAGAGCUGGCCAAUUACUACUUCGGUUUCAACGGAUGGUCCAAAAGGAUCAUCAAGCUGCAGGACCUUUCUGACCUUGAAGGCAGAGACGCAGGAGCUCUGGCCACACCCCGGGGGAAGCCAGGCUUGAGGUUCCUGUGUGCUCUGGAGGUGGUGCUGCCGUCCUACAAGUGCGCAAGCCCUGGGGUCGCCGUCGCGGAGGAGUCGGUGGAGGAGCUUGAGCAGGGUCAGUUGCUUUGCCUGCGAGCAGCACAGCCAAGGGGAGGAAGAUUUCAGGGAUUUCAACGUGGAGGAGGAAGAACUCGGGCUCCUAGAGCAGGACCAGCCCUUGACCUAGGUGCAAAACAGCCCUCUCCCCUCCUCCCCCUCUCCCCAUCCCCCACCUGGCCCCAGACCCAGGCCUGCAUCAGGCCUUACUGGAGGUGGGGGAGGGUGGGGCUGGUCACAGUGGGAAAAGCCUUUCCCUGUCUGGCAUCUCACAAGCCCAUCUGGCUCCAAUCUAAAUACUGGUUUUGUAAACAAAAGUGUCAUAAAUAAGGGCAGGUGGGGGAAGGAUGAGCUUGCAGUGGGGCCCUGAUACCCCACUGAGCUGGAUCCCUGCUCCAGCAUCUGCACAUCACAUUCCUGCUGCACAUAUGACCUCUGUCCUCAUGUGGUGGCAGUUGUGACUGCUGGUCCUGGCCGAACCCCUUCCAGAGUAGACCUGACACCUGGCACAGACCACCCUGAUGCCCGGGCCUGCCAAGCUCUGGUCUUCACCCAGCUCCCACCUGAGUUGGCCAUGCCUCAUCACCCCUGCCCCUGUGCCCCAGGGCUUCCCCUCCCAGAUGCCAGGCCCACUUCUGGAUGGACGGGAGUGCGCUCUUGUGCCUGCACAGGGUUCAGCUGUCCCUGGAGA